CUGCUGGGGCGGCGGCGGCGGGGAGGGGGACGGAGCCCGGGGGCCUGGAGCAGCACCGGGAGGAGGCUAUGUUUGUGUUUGGGGUUGUCAAGUGAAGGAGGGAUCCCGGGCGCGGGCGCUGCCGCUGCCGCCGCCGCCGCCGCCGCCGCGCGGGGGUCGCGGAGAUUCCGAGCUGCGGCCGCCGCCAUCAGCAGCGUAGCUCCUGGGCCGGCUGCAGCGGCAGCGGCUCCGCCGGGCGUCCUGGCAGCAGCCUCUUGAAUGAAACCACAGAAUACCUGGUAUUUCUGCUGAGGAAGUAAGCACUGAGAAUAACUGAGUCAUGUGGUGCCACAUUAUUUAGUUGCUGACCAUGGGCAGCACAUGGAUUAAUUGAUGGAUGUUGAGUUUAUGGAGCUACCUUUUUGUGACCUGCUCUUCCUACAGUUUCUAAGAAGAAAAGGGGGCCCCUGAAUCAGAGAAGAUGCCUCGAACUAAACAGAUUCAUCCCAGAAAUCUAAGAGACAAAAUUGAAGAAGCACAAAAAGAACUUAAUGGGGCAGAAGUGUCAAAAAAAGAAAUCUUAGAGGCUGGCAUUAAAGCAACUUCAGAGUCACUUAAAGGUGUGAAACGAAAAAAGAUUGUAGCUGAGAAUCACCUGAAAAAAAUACCAAAAUCCCCACUGAGGAAUCCCCUUCAGGCGAAACAUAAACAAAAUACAGAAGAGUCCUCUUUUGCUGUUCUUCAGAGUGCUUCAGAGUCUCACAGGAAACAGAAUCCUAGUCCCGUAAAAAACGGGAAGCAGUUCAUGAAACAAAAUGGAGAAACACCUGGGGUAGUUGCCGGGGCCCCUAAAUCUGAAGACUCUGUCUCCCCAAAGAAGCCCUUGUUUCUGCAGCAUGCAUCUGAACUGCGUAGAUGGGGAUCAGAAGGCUCCGACCCCGCCAAGUUAGACUUCCUGGACGCAACAUAUGACUCUGGUUCUUUGUCAAGUCAAACCAGGACUGACCACAGUGAAUGUACCUCCUCCACUCGUAGUCCUACUUCUUCCUCUUACACAAACACCGCAUUCGAUGUCUUACUGAAAGCAAUGGAGCCAGAACUGAGCACCUUGUCACAAAAGGGCUCGUCUUGUGCAGUUAAGAUAGAAAAACUGAGACCAAAUAAAACUGUACGGCCCCCUUCUCAGUUACACAGCAGCUCAAUGGAGGCCCCAGAUCAGACUCCACAAGAAUUUGUUUCUGAGCCACGGCCUUCUCCUUGUACCUCAUUUGCCGUGCACGUAUCUGCUGCUCAGAAGAACGGGCAGGUUCCGCUAGUUUCUCAUUCACAUAAUCAGCACGAACACUUUGUUUCCGCACCUGCCCAACAAAAUCAGCAGCCUCCAGCAUGUUCAGGUUUCACGAGGUCACUGGUGAACCUGCAAAAUCAAGAGAAUGCCAAACUUGAACAAGUUUAUCAUAUAGCAGUGACAUCAUCUGUGGGUCUGACUUCACCUUCCAGUAGAACUCAGGUUACUCCUCAAAACCAGCAAAUGGAUGCUGCUUCACCGAUGUCAGUAAGUCCAGCCCAUUCUACACAGUCAGCCCCCCCACCAAUUUACAGUUCAACUCCUGUCGCCUCUGUCGUGAACCACAGCGUGGAGCAAAUGUGCAAUCUUCUUUUGAAAGAUCAGAAGCCCAAAAAACAAGGAAAAUAUAUUUGUGAGUAUUGCAAUAGAGCUUGUGCAAAGCCUAGCGUGCUUUUAAAGCACAUCCGCUCCCAUACUGGCGAGCGGCCCUAUCCCUGUGUGACCUGUGGAUUUUCAUUUAAGACUAAAAGCAAUCUGUACAAGCACAAAAAAUCCCAUGCACAUACUAUCAAACUGGGUCUUGUCUUGCAACCAGAUGCUGGUGGUUUGUUCUUGUCACAGGAGUCCCCCAAAGCACUUAGUAUCCAUUCAGAUGUAGAAGACAGUGGGGAGAGUGACGAGGAGGGGGCUGCUGACGAAAGACAGAAUGACCCAGCCUCCAGGGACCUGCAGCCUGUGCAAAUAAUGCAAAUGAUAUCAAAUUCUGAAGCUUUACCAAAAUCAAGUUCCAUUCCCAGCAAUCCAGACCACGCGGUGGGUGACUUUUCGCUACAGGACAAAGCUUCAGAAUUCCAAGCUGUGACGGAGUUACCAAAAGUCGUGGUCCACCCUGUCAGCGUGUCCCCUUUAAGAGUCGACAGCCCAAAGCUUACGGACCCCAAGCCUGAACUGUCUAGUACACAGAAGCAGAAGGACCUUCAGGGAACCAGUGUCCUGUCGCACUCAGCUUGGGCAUCCUCCCUAGAGACUGACGAGAAGUCCCGUCAGAAAGGGGACCUGAGUCAGCCUGAAGGGAAACAAGAACCACACGUAGGAACGGUACAUGCCCAGCUACAAAGGCAGCAGGCUACCGACUGCUCCCAAGAGCAACAAGGAAAACUUCUGAGUCCUCGAAGUUUAGGAAGUACAGAUUCUGGUUACUUUUCACGUUCUGAAAGUGCUGACCAGACGGCGAGUCCGCCGACUCCCUUUACCAGAACGUUACCCACCAUGGAACAAGACUCAAAUAAGAGUAACGGGCCCUCUGCACCUCGUAUCAGUACACCAGCACCCUCAACCCUGUCAACAAGUGAGAAAGCAUUGCUUCUGCCGGGUCAGAUGCGCCCACCCUUGGCCACAAAAACACUUGAAGAACGGAUAUCAAAGCUUAUCUCCGACAACGAAGCCUUGGUAGAUGAUAAGCAACUGGAUAGUGUUAAGCCACGGAGAACCUCUCUCUCACGACGAGGAAGUAUCGAUUCCCCCAAGUCAUACAUUUUUAAAGAUUCUUUUCAGUUUGAUUUGAAACCAAUGGGACGGAGAACAAGCUCAAGCUCUGAUAUACCAAAGUCCCCUUUCACCCCUACUGAGAAAUCAAAGCAAGUGUUUCUUCUGUCUGUACCUUCCCUUGACUGUUUGCCUAUUACAAGAAGUAAUUCUAUGCCUACCACAGGUUAUUCAGCAGUACCUGCGAGCAUAAUACCUCCCCCUCACCCACUGAGAGGGAGUCAGUCAUUUGAUGACAAAAUUGGCGCUUUCUACGAUGAUGUCUUUGUGUCGGGACCUAACACUUCUGUGCCCCCCAGUGCGCAUCCCCGGACCCUCGUCAGACAGUCAGCAGUUGAAGACUCUUCAGCAAAUGAAAAUCACCUUCUCGGUCCUGGACAGUCCUUGGAUGAGAGCUAUCAAGGAUGCGGUGCCCCUAGUGAUGCCGUAUCAGCAAGGAGCAAGUCCUUGGCACCAGGCUCGCAUUUAGAGAAAAAGAAGUCCCAUCAAGGGCGAGGGACCAUGUUUGAGUGUGAAACCUGUAGAAACAGGUAUAGGAAACUGGAGAAUUUUGAAAACCAUAAGAAAUUUUACUGUUCGGAGUUGCACGGACCAAAAACAAAGGUAGCUGUGAGAGAACCUGAACACAGCCCCGUGCCUAAUAGCACACAGCCUCAGAUUCUGCACUACAGAGUUGCUGGUUCCACAGGGGUGUGGGAACAGACGCCCCAGAUUAGAAAAAGGAGGAAAAUGAAAAGUGUUGGAGAUGACGACGAACUUCAGCAAAAUGAAAGGGGGGCUUCUCCAAAAAGCUCCGAAGGCCUUCCGUUUCAGAAUUCUCUGGGCCCCACUUCCACUCUGUCUAAGCAUAAUAUGGCAAUAACAAGUGACCAGCAGCAUAGAAAUAUACAGUUGCAAACCCCCCAAAUCCAAUUGGUUGCCAGAGGCCCCGACCAGACCAUGGAUCCAAAGCCAUCCGCCAUCACGGAGACACACCUAAGUUCAGCUGCCCAGGACAAGACAGAGUUGAAGAGGCAUGGAACUGGAAUCUCAGUCAUUCAGCAUACAAACUCACUGAGCAGACCCAAUUCAUUUGACAAGCUUGAGUCUUUUGAAAGAGGUUCCCCAGUUUCCUUCCAGGAGCUGAAUAGAACAGUGAAGCCCGGGCCUCUGAAAGUAAUAGGAAUUUCCCCAGAGGAAGGCCAUCCUCCUCAGACUACAUCUCACCUUCAGCAGCCUGUGCUAUCAUCAGAUGCUCUGAGAGGAGAACUUCAGGACAGUUUGAGAAAGAGUUCAAAUGAACGACAUGUGUUAGGACAGCCCUCCCGACUAGUCCGGCAGCACAACAUCCAAGUCCCAGAAAUUCUGGUCACAGAAGAGCCAGAUCGGGACCUUGAAGCCCAAGGCUACGAUCAGGAAAAAUCAGAGAAGUUCAGCUGGCCUCAGCGUAGUGAAACCUUGUCAAAGUUACCAACGGAGAAACUGCCACCCAAAAAGAAGAGGCUCCGUCUUGCCGAGAUGGAACAUUCUUCAACAGAAUCAAGUUUUGACUCCACUGUGUCCAGGAGUCUAAGUAGGGAGAGUAGUUUAUCCCACACUUCCAGUUUCUCUGCUUCAUUAGACGUAGAGGAUAUUUCUAAAACUGAGGCUUCCCCCAAAAUCGAUUUUCUAAACAGAGCAGAGUUCCUCAUGAUUCCAGCUGGUGCAAAUACCCUUAAUGUUCCUGGAACUCACCGGGAAAUGAGGCGUGCUGCCUCAGAACAGAUUAGCUGCAUGCAAACAUCCAUGGAGGUCUCUGAUUUCAGAAGUAAAUCAUUUGACUGUGGAAGUAUAACUCCACCUCAGACAACACCACCUGUUGAAUUGCAGCCCCUGACGUCCCCUUCUGGCAUGGGGGUCACUGGGCACGUACCUCUCUUAGAAAGAAGGAGAGGUCCACUGAUGCGGCAGAUAUCUUUAAACAUAGCUCCAGACAGUCAUGUGUCUCCAGUGAACCCACCCUCUUUCCAAACAAUUGCUCUUCCCAGUGUGAACGCUGCACCGUUUCAGGGCCCUCAGCUCACUAAUGCAUCUUUAGCUGAGUUUCCUGCAAACACUUUGCACUCCCAGGCUCAAGUUAAGGAUCAGCGAACAGAAACUCUGAGUUCCACCUCUACUAACAUCUUUCCUGUUCACCAGCUUUUUGGUAUCAAUUUGUUAAAUCACAUCCACGCCCCCCUUAGCCACCAAAACACACAGAUGUCUCUACAAGUGUCUACACAGAGUGUCAAACCAGAUGCAAGUCCCAGUUUAUGUGUAUCUUCUAAAAGUAAAGAUUGCUUCGCCCCAAAGUACCAACUUCAUUGUCAGGUUUUCACUUCAAGCCAGUCUUGCUCUUCCAGUCCUGUACUUUCUUUGCCAAAGCAAGUUCUUUCAGAUCCAGUUGGAGUUGACCAUCGUGGGACUUCAUUAGCAUUACCAACCAAAUUAAUGGAUGCCAUGCCUAAUUCAUGUGUCCCGCCCCCAUUGAAGCUCGGGCCCCUCGGUGGUCAGGCGCAGAAGGUGCCCACAUCGUUUGCGUUGCCCGUGCAUCUGCAGAGUAACGUUCCAGGAUACUGUUUUGCCACUGUCACACCUCUGCCACAGAUCCUGGUGACCCAAGAUCUCUCCAACCAGCCAAUUUGCCAGGCUAAUCGUAGCAUGGUGCCAAUCAGCGAAGAACAAAAUUCCAUGCCAAAAUUGCAAAAAAAUCACCAGAAUGCUUUGCCAAACCCAGAGAAGGAACUCGUUUGUGAAAAUGCUUUUUCAGAGAUGGGCCAGAAUUUUUCUCCAUCAGAUUCCCUGUCCAUAACCCAGAAAAUGUCUGUGGGUAGACUUUCCCCCCAGCAAGAAUCUUCAGCUUCAAGUAAAAGGAUGCUUUCCCCAGCAAAUAGUUUAGACAUUGCCAUGGAAAAGCACCAGAAGCGAGCUAAAGAUGAGAAUGGGGCUGUUUGUAUGACAGAGAUUAGACCCUUUGAGCCAUUGAGUCCAAGGCCUAGUGAAGGUAAUAAACAGAAGAAACCCAUUUUAGUGAGGCAGGUUUGUACUACAGAGCCUCUUGAGGGUGUGCUAUUGGAACAGGAUAUUUUUUCUCCACCUGAAAUGAGUAGUGAGGCUAUUAAUUUGACAGAUGUUUUACCAGCUGAUAAGUUGUCAUCUGAACACUCUAAGUCUUUAGCUACAGAACCUAGAAGUGAACUACAAGAAUUUGAAAAGAUCAAGUCCUCCACAUCGCUCACUCUUACAGUGAGAAAUUCACCUGUCCCUGCAGAAAACAUUCACAUUUCCCCUUUGGAACGUGUAGACAAUAGCCAAGAAAGGAAGUCUCCAGGGGUUAAAACUCAAGGUGACAAAGAGAGCAUCACAGAGCGAAGUCAAGGUACGACCAGCACACUUUUAGUGUCUGACUCGGGAGAGACACAGCAGCUGCCUUUCCCCAGCCUGAAGACCUCAACCAGCUUUACAUGGUGUUACCUACUGAGGCAGAAGGCAUUGCAUUUGCCUCAGAAUGACCAGAAAACUUCAGCCUACACUGAUUGGACAGUUAGUGCCAGUAAUCCAAACCCACUUGGUUUGCCUACAAAAGUUGCUCUUUCUCUCCUUAACUCAAAACAGAAGACCGGAAAAUCACUAUAUUGUCAAGCAAUAACUACCCAUUCCAAAUCAGAUUUAUUGGUCUAUUCGAGCAAGUGGAAAAGCAACUUAAGCAAGAGAGCAUUAGGUAAUCAAAAGUCCACAGUAGUUGAAUUCAGCAAUAAAGAUGCCUCUGAAAUUAACAGUGAGCAAGAUAAAGAAAAUUCCUUAAUCAAAAGUGAACCAAGAAGAAUUAAAAUAUUUGAUGGAGGAUAUAAAUCAAAUGAAGAGUAUGUAUAUGUCCGAGGCAGGGGAAGAGGAAAGUACAUAUGUGAAGAAUGUGGAAUACGUUGUAAGAAACCUAGUAUGUUAAAGAAACACAUACGGACCCAUACAGAUGUCCGCCCCUACCACUGCACUUACUGUAACUUCUCCUUUAAGACGAAAGGAAAUCUGACAAAACACAUGAAGUCCAAGACACAUAGCAAGAAAUGUGUGGAUUUAGGCGUCUCAGUAGGUUUAAUAGAUGAACAAGAUACAGAAGAAUCAGAUGAAAAGCAGAGAUUUGGUUUCGAGCGGUCUGGGUAUGACCUUGAAGAAUCGGAUGGCCCGGAUGAGGAUGAUAAUGAAAAUGAAGAUGAUGAUGAAGACAGUCAGGCUGAAUCUGUCUUGUCAGCAGCUCCCUCCGUUACGGCCAGCCCGCAGCACCUUCCAUCUAGAAGUAGCCUCCAGGAUUCUGGGAGUGUGGAGGAGGACAUCAGGGUUGCCGACUGCUUCUCUGGGGUGCACACAGACCCGAUGGAUGUUCUGCCCAGAGCCUUGCCUACCAAGAUGACCGUGCUAAGCACAGUGCAGUCAGACCAUAGCAGGAAGACAGAGUCCCCGGCAAAGACCAGGCAGCGUGGAACAAAAGACGGAGAAGAACCAACGACUCCCGUAGACUCUUCUCAGUCCCCCGAAGCUGCACCCAGAUCCCCUUGUCACCAGAUGUCUGUAGACUACCCGGACUCAGAAGAAAUUCUGGGAAGUUCUGUAGCAGGAAAGACUAUCACUUUAACACAGAGCGCAGCAUCUGUACGGCCCCCUCCUCCUGCGGCCGCGCGCAGCCCUCAGACAGCAGCGGGGGUUCCUUCGGGGGCCUCGCCGCAGCCUGAGGCUCAAGAACAGAAGCAGCAGGUGAGCCUCCAGCCGCCGCCAGGCCUGCCCUCCCCCCAGACCCAUCUGUUCAGCCACCUCCCUCUGCAUUCUCAGCAGCAGUCCAGGACACCCUACAAUAUGGUUCCGGUCGGGGGAAUCCACGUGGUACCUGCCGGCCUCACGUACUCCACGUUUGUACCCAUCCAAGCAGGGCCAAUGCAGCUGACGAUUCCGGCCGUCACCGUCAUUCACAGAACUGUGGGCACCCACGGGGAUUCCGCCACGGCAGUUUCGGGCACCACACGCGCCGCCGGAGUGGCCGAAUUAAGCGGCGUCGUGCCAUGUAUUCCCAUUGGCCAAAUCCGCAUGCCGGGCCUUCCGACCCUCGGUGCCCCAGGCCUGCAGCCACUGCCGUCCCUGAGCAUGGAAACCGUCAAUAUCUUGGGCCUCGCCAACACCAACGUGGCCCCGCAAGUGCACCCCCCGGGGCUCGCCCUGAACGCCGUGGGGCUGCAGGUUCUGACGGCAAACGCUGCCUCGCAGAGCAGCCCCACCCCUCAGGCGCACCUUCCGGGCCUCCAGAUCGUGAACAUCGCGCUGCCCACCUUAAUCCCCUCGGUCGGGCAAGUGGCGCUCGACGCGCCGGGCGCCCCCGAGAUGCCGCCCGCCCACAGCAGAGCGCGGGAGGCGCCGCCCCAGCCCGCCUCGGCGGCCAGCGCCCAUCCCGGCAGCGGCGCCACGUCUCCUCAGGGGUCUCCUCAGGUCCAGCGGGCAAAUGCAAAAAAAGUUCCAGAUCCCUCCGCCCCCUCCAGACCCCCGGCCGGGCCCGAUGGCUCCAGUAAAGUGGACGCAGGGAAGGCCGUCUCAGUGAAUCAUGUGAAGCCCAAGCCUGAACUCGCGCCCGUGCACGGCCGGCCGGCGGCCGCCGCCGAGCCUCCGCUGCCGGCGCGGCCGGAAGCCGCCCCGGAGCCGCCCGGCCCGCAGGCCCCCUGCACGGACAGAGCGGCGCGCAGGCCCGCGGCGCGGCCCCGGAGGCAGGCCAGCGCCCCGUUCAGCGACGUGAGUAGUGACGACGACGAGGACAGGCUCGUGAUAGCGACCUAGGGCCUCGGCGGGGGGCGGGGGGGCUGGUUUCGUUUGGUUUUUUGGUGGUGUUUUUUUUUAUAUAACACUCAAAGGUUUCUUUGAAAACCCUUCUUUCCUUAAAGCACAUUUUUUCUGACAUAAACUCAUGACUAAUCUUUGUGCAAUCAUGAACUUUUGACCAAUAAUUGUUGUUUUGUGUCCGCUCCGGCCAUUUUUGUACAUGUUGUAUAGACACUUGUGCCUUUUAGGAGUUUAUGUUUAGAAGCUGUACAGAUUGUUGAAUAUCUAUAUACAUAAAAUAUAUAUUAUAUAUGUACAUGAAAACCAGGUAGUUAUUUGUGUUUAGAAAAAAAAAACCUGUCAAAUAAAUCAAAUGAUUAAAUUAUAUGUUGCACUGUUAAAUAUAAAUUUUUAUGGCUGUGGGGCAGAGUUUCUGUGUAUAAAUUAGUAUGUAAACUCCAUAUUUAUUGUAUUCAUAUUCGUCUUUGAAAAUGGGUCUGUCCUUCUUGUGUAAGACAGUAACUUUACACUUCAGACAGAUUUCCUGUGUCAUGAAAUGUUUCAGUAAAAUA
Zalophus californianus (California sea lion) is the source of this 9177-nucleotide messenger RNA. RefSeq names its product HIVEP zinc finger 1 (gene HIVEP1). Lineage: Eukaryota; Metazoa; Chordata; Mammalia; Carnivora; Otariidae. Gene Ontology annotation, cellular component: nucleus. Gene Ontology annotation, molecular function: DNA-binding transcription factor activity, RNA polymerase II-specific; RNA polymerase II cis-regulatory region sequence-specific DNA binding. Bases 461 to 8623 code for a protein of 2720 amino acids. The transcript is spliced from 10 exons. Gene Ontology annotation, biological process: regulation of transcription by RNA polymerase II. The record is from RefSeq and is a predicted model, not a curated record.